GAUUCCACAGGUCUCUCUCUGUCUUCUUAUUGAGUCUCUGUUACUUGUAAACUUAAUUUUUCUCUGAUGGGUUUUCGCUAACUGUUAGAUACAAAGUAUUGUUAUUUAAAGUUUCCUUCCUUGUUGUUAAAUCUCGUUCUUCUCAGUUACAAAGCAUUCUCCAAUAAAUCUCUUUGUCUUUAUUGUUAAAAUUUUCAUGGGGUCUUUGUGGUGAUUACUCAGUGAGAACUUCUGGGUUUUGCUUGCUUCAAUGAGCUAAGGAAACUUUGAAAAGGUGGAUAUAUAACAAAAAAAAAAAGAAGAAAAAGAGAUUUUUACUUGUUUUCUGCAAGUAUGGAGCUUUCUCUUGUGAGUAUUGUGCUACUAGGGUUCCUCUUUGUUUCCGGUGACGCAUUGGCCUCUAAAGAAGUGGAAGCUCUUAGGAUACUAAAGGAGGCUAUGCAUAAGGACCCUUUGCUUGUUAUGUCUAAUUGGAAUGUACCCAAUUCUGAUCCCUGUGAUUGGACCGGCAUUAAAUGUUCUCUAUCUAAGGAUCACAUUAUCAAAAUAAAUAUAUCUGAUACGUUGAUGAGAGGCUUUCUUGUGCCAGAACUUGGUCAUAUAACCUACUUGCAAGAACUGAUCCUGCGUGGAAACUUUCUAAUGGGGACAAUACCAAAAGAAAUAGGAAAGUUGAAAAAGCUCAAGAUCUUAGACUUGGGAAACAAUCAUCUAACAGGACCUAUUCCAGCAGAGAUUGGAAAUUUGUCUAACAUUAUGAUAAUAAACCUUCAGUUCAAUGGUUUAACUGGAGAGUUACCUCCAGAGAUAGGAAACUUGAAGUAUCUUAGAAAGCUUCGUAUUGAAAGGAACAGGCUUCAAGGAAGUAUUCCUGUUGCUACAACAACAUCAGAAAAGAAUGGUUCAAAGCCAAAUGCAAAUAUCGCUGGUUUGUGCAAGUCUCCUCAUUUGAAAGUGGCAGAUUUCUCCUACAACUUCUUCAAAGGAAAGAUCCCGACUUGUUUGGAUUACCUUCCAAGAGAGAGGUUUCAAGGAAACUGCAUGGAAACAAAGGACGUUAAGCAGAGGCCUUCCUCAGAAUGUGCUGCGUUUGUGGCGAGUAAGAAGAAACAGAGACAUAUGUGGCUUCUAAAUUUUGAGAUAGUCACAGGAUCAUCGGUUGGUUUGCUCAUUCUAGUUGUGACAUUUGCUGCAUUACGCUUGUGCAACAUAAAGCGCACUCUCAUCGUUCCUUGGAAGAAAUCUGCAAGUGAAAAGGAGGAGCACUUCACGGUCUACGUUGAUUCUGAAAUGCUCAAGGAUGUUUCAAGAUUCACAAGACAAGAGCUAGAAGUGGCAUGUGAAGACUUCAGCAAUAUCAUCGACUCUUGUGCAAACAGUCAGGUCUAUAAAGGAACGAUCGAAGGCGGGACUGAGAUUGCGGUGAUCUCUCUCUGCUUUAAAGAAGAAGAUUGGACUGGAUACCUUGAUCUUUAUUUCCAGAGAGAGGUUGCUGAUUUGGCUAGAUUAGACCAUGAAAACGUGGGGAAGUUACUUGGAUACUGCAAAGAGAACAAACCGUUUACAAGAAUGCUUGUUUUCGAGUAUGCAUCAAACGGGACACUAUACGAGCAUCUCCACUAUGGAGAAGGCAGUUUAGUCUCGUGGGCAAAGCGCAUGAAGAUUGUGAUAGGCGUCGCGCGUGGUCUCAGUUACCUUCAUACUGAACUAGAUCCUCCAUUUACAUUCUCUGAGGUUAGCUCAAAUGCUGUGUAUCUCACCGAAGAUUUUACUCCCAAGCUGGUUGAUUUUGAAUUCUGGAAGACGGUUCUUGUGAGGUCAGAGAAGAACUUGAGGGAUAUCAGUAGUGAUCAUGCAGGGAUAUCAAUGGAGCAUAGAAAUCAGAAUUUGAAAGGGAAUAUCUUCUCAUUUGGCUUACUCUUGCUGGAAAUUGUGAGUGGAAGGCCUUCUGAAAGAGGCUGCUUGGUUAAAUGGGCAAAGGAGUAUGUUGCUGGUGGACCAGAAGUGUUGGUGGAUUCAGAGCUGGAGCAUUUCAACCAAAAGGAACUUGAGGCGGUAUGUGAAGUGGCGAGCCAAUGCUUGAACUUGGACCAGAAUCAUGAAGAUGAAGACAGUACUUGUUGUUUAGUUAAAGAGCUUUGUGAGACAUUAGACCGUAGAAUCUGUUUGUCCAUUUCAGCAGGGCUCCUCAGGUCGUCUUCUUUGGCUUGGGCCGAACACGCGCUAGCUUCGCCUUCUAAUGAAGAUAAAGAUGAAUAUGAAAAUAGUAAAUAAGCAAGCACUCCAACUCUUAAAAUAAAUUGGGCCUCUUUUUUUUUGGUUAUUGACACUAGUUUGUACGAUCGAAUACAAUUUUUUUUGGUUUUGUCCUUUGUGUGUUGCUAAAAUUCAGUCACAUCUCUUUACUCUUAUCUGUAAAAGAUUAUGAUUUUUUUACCAAAAAAUAUUCUUAUUCUUUUGCUAACUA
Raphanus sativus (radish) is the source of this 2467-nucleotide messenger RNA. RefSeq names its product probable LRR receptor-like serine/threonine-protein kinase At1g63430. The coding region runs from base 334 to 2274 and encodes 646 amino acids. Gene Ontology annotation, biological process: protein phosphorylation. Gene Ontology annotation, molecular function: protein tyrosine kinase activity; ATP binding; protein binding. Lineage: Eukaryota; Viridiplantae; Streptophyta; Magnoliopsida; Brassicales; Brassicaceae. The record is from RefSeq and is a predicted model, not a curated record. The transcript has 12 exons.